Molecule: messenger RNA, 1213 nt
Organism: Leptopilina heterotoma
Lineage: Eukaryota; Metazoa; Arthropoda; Insecta; Hymenoptera; Figitidae
Gene: mtTFB1
Product: dimethyladenosine transferase 1, mitochondrial
Exons: 3
Coding region: 152-1177 (341 amino acids)
Biological process (GO): transcription initiation at mitochondrial promoter; rRNA methylation
Cellular component (GO): mitochondrial matrix
Molecular function (GO): mitochondrial transcription factor activity; rRNA (adenine-N6,N6-)-dimethyltransferase activity
Source: RefSeq, a predicted model, not a curated record
ACAGCAAGUUUGCCUCUGUUUUUAGUAACUUUUGCUAUACUUGUGCCUCGUUGAAAAAACUUUAUUAUCUGUUAAAAAUACAUUUAAUUAAUUAAUUAAUAAUUGGUGUCUAGAUUUUUUAUUUUUUGUUUUAAAAAAGAAAAAAUACAAAAUGACAACUCUAAGAUUGCCUCCACUUCCAACAGUACGUGAUCUAGUCAAAAUGUAUCGUUUAAAUGCAGUGAAACAACUGUCGCAAAAUUUUUUGAUGGAUGAGCCGACAAUUGCAAAAAUUGUGAAAAAAGCUGGAAAAGUGAGAGACGCACACGUUGUGGAAAUAGGACCGGGUCCAGGAGGGAUAACAAGAGCAAUUUUGAGAAAAUUCCCGGAAAAAGUUAUUGUCAUUGAAAAGGAUACAAGAUUUAGACCCUUUUUGGGAAUGUUGCAGGAAAGUUAUGCGGCUGUCAAUGGUAAAAUGGAUGUAAUAUUCGAUGAUAUUUUAAAAGUUAACAUGGAGAAUAUGUUUCCCGACGAAGUGGGGCGAAAGUGGACGGACGAUUGUCCUCAUAUUCAUUUAAUUGGUAAUUUACCGUUUAAUAUUUCGACGCCUCUUAUUAUUAAAUGGCUGCAUCAAAUAUCAGAAAGACGGGGUCCUUGGACAAUGGGAAGAGCGAGAAUGGCAUUAACUUUUCAAAAGGAAGUCGCUGAACGUUUAUGUGCGGACGUUGGUGAUGCUCAACGAUGCAGAUUGUCUGUUAUGGCUCAGGCUUGGACACAGCCGAGACUCAAGUUCAUUAUUCCUGGCAACGCUUUUGUACCUAGACCAGACGUAGAUGUUGGCGUAGUUACGUUCACACCUUUAGUUCAGCCGCGAACGAGUCACGAUUUUAAAUUGUUUGAAAAAAUAACACGUCACGUUUUCUGCUAUCGACAAAAAUACAACAUAAAAUGCAUUGAAACUCUGUUUCCCGUUGAAUUGCGAAAACAAUUGGCACUUAUGAUGUUCGGACUGUGUGAAAUAGACCCAAAUUUGAUAUCAACUCAACUGACAGUAGAAGACAUAGACAAGUUAUGUACUGCUUAUAAAUAUCUCUGCGAAAAACACCCAGAAAUUGUUAAUUACAAUUUCAGAGCGUCAAACAAAAUACUAAGAUCCUCAAUGACGAGAGAUGUUCAAGUGGAAGCAGCAAUCAUGUAAAAUCCUCUCAAAUAAAAAGAAUAUUUAUAAUUUGAA